CUCUUCGAUUCGCAGUCGACGACGGCAAAUCAAGGCCAUGAGAAGUCCUUUUCACAUUAAUAUAUUGCAAUUUACUCUCCUCUAUUCUUGAUAGCCCAUAGCUUACCAUUUAUGACGAAACAUCCACGCAAUGGAGUCCAUGAACCCGAAGUCAAAUGAAGAACCACCGUCGCUGCCCAAAUCACUCCACACCGCAUUGAACGAUCUUCAUCGUCGCCCCUAUCCACAUGUUCCCAACCCUCCAUCGUGCAAGAAACGUGCUUCAGUAGCUCUGGUCCUCCGGGUACGACCAGCAUAUGAUCAUUGGCCCGAUUCGCCUUCCCUACCCGUUGAGCAAGAUCAAGCCGUCUCCACUGAACAACGAUUGAAGUCAUUCUUCUAUCAGCCCUGGGUUCAGCAUGGAUCACCAGAGGUCCUGUUUAUCAAACGGGCAUCACGUGUGGGAGACCGCUGGACAGGACAUGUUGCGUUCCCUGGAGGGAAGCGUGAUGCGGAAGAUACAGAUGACCGAGCGGUUGCAAUUAGAGAGACCUCGGAGGAGGUAGGAUUGGAUUUGACGACAAAUGACUAUAUUUACAUUGGAAAUUUGCCAGAGCGGGUAGUAACCACCAGCUGGGGCUCAGUACCGUUGAUGGUCCUCUGUCCUUUCGUCUUUUUGUCGACUCGGAGCGAUUCACCAACUCUCAAAUUGCAACCAACAGAGGUCGCUUCAUCGCAUUGGGUACCUCUCGAAAGUCUUCUAUCACCUUCAGCACGGACGGUUGAGUAUGUUGACAUGUCUCAACGAUUUGCAAACCGAGGCGGGCUCAUUGCUCGCCUUCUAUGUCGGUCCCUGAUGGGGUGGAUGGAGUUCGCUGCGAUUCAGUUGCAACCAAGUGAAAGUUUAAUCUGCAAUACGACUCCGAACCCGGAUACCAUUACAAACCAGUCAAGCUCUUCAACCUUCCAAAGAUGGAAAACGUGUUGCUCAACCGCCGCCUCCGUUGACUCAACUCGACCCCUGCAUCUGUGGGGACUGUCCUUGGGAAUCUUGGCCGACUUCCUUGAUAUGCUCCCGCCGCAUACGGCCGUGCGGUUGUGGAAGUAUCCUACUUUUACAAGCCCUGACUUGCGCUUCAUAAUCAGCAUUCUGACGUAUCGUCUCCGAAAACGCAAUAUCCUCCAUGUGAGCUCUGGGGCUCGGACAGUCAUAAAUAACACGGCCGUGGACGGCCAAACCGUGGCGUUGGCAGUACUUCAAGAAACCAAUACACAGCACGACCAUAACGAUGUUGGAAUUGGAGGCUUGGGAGUGGGCAGGUACUACGGAGCUUCAGACAAAGCUUCCGACGGGAGCACAUAUGCUGUCGGCAUUAUGCUCAGAGGCUACUACGAGAAGCUGCGUGUUGCGAUUUAUGUCUUCCUCGCAUGGAGGAUUGCCUUGGGCUCCGUGGCGGCGGUCUACGCAUGGAAAUUCCUUCGAGAUCGUCGAAUUCGUCGGUGACAAGGUCUCCGCCUUUGUACGGAGGCGAUCUUGUAUAGUAUAAAUUCCUGGUGAUUCGAGAACUGGUACAUACUACAGUGUAUGUCCAGCCUUUAGGACCGAGUCGAAGAUAAGGAGAUUUUGGUCGUAUAUAUGCAACAGAUACUGUACAUGGAAGCUGCUUUACUGGAUAGAGCAAGUAGACUGUCACCAGCUUCCUCCAAGUACAUUCGGAAUUGAACC
Molecule: messenger RNA, 1705 nt
Organism: Aspergillus novofumigatus IBT 16806
Lineage: Eukaryota; Fungi; Ascomycota; Eurotiomycetes; Eurotiales; Aspergillaceae
Product: NUDIX hydrolase
Exons: 2
Coding region: 131-1483 (450 amino acids)
Molecular function (GO): coenzyme A diphosphatase activity
Source: RefSeq, a predicted model, not a curated record